Molecule: messenger RNA, 2937 nt
Organism: Psilocybe cubensis
Lineage: Eukaryota; Fungi; Basidiomycota; Agaricomycetes; Agaricales; Agrocybaceae
Exons: 8
Coding region: 1-2937 (978 amino acids)
Biological process (GO): N-glycan processing; carbohydrate metabolic process
Cellular component (GO): glucosidase II complex
Molecular function (GO): alpha-glucosidase activity; carbohydrate binding
Source: RefSeq, a predicted model, not a curated record
AUGCGGUCCUGGUCUAUCCUUGGCACCGUAGCACUCCUACUGGUCAGCGAUUCCUGGGCAUUCAAGGCUCACGAUUUCAAGACAUGCUCGCAAUCGGGAUUCUGUAGGCGCGGUCGCGCACUCUCAGCACGCGCCAAAGAAGCAAAGUCGUCUUGGGUUUCGCCGUACCGCAUUCAAGAGGACUCCAUCAACAUUUCUCCUAGCCAAGCUGUAUUUACGGCAGCCGUGAAGGGCCUCUACGAAGAAAUCAAUUUCGGUUUGGAGGUUCGCAUCCAAGACGAUGGUGUUGUUCGAGUGCGGAUGGAUGAGGUUGGGGGUCUUCGUAAACGAUACGAUGAGACUGCAUCUUGGGCACUCAUUGCGGAACCUGUGAUCAGCGAGGACAUAAAAUGGGCGAAGUCGAAAGGAGCAACACGCGCCACAUAUGGGCAGAAGAAAGAAUUCGAGGUCAUCGUCAAACACCAACCUCUGCAGAUAUCUUUGCUUCGUAACGGAAAGGAACAAAUCGUUUUGAAUGGGGAUGGACUACUACACAUGGAACACUUCCGCAAUAAAGUCGAGCCUCCAACCUCAACAGAGGAACCAGAACCUGUUGAAGGAGAAAGUGCAGAAGAGGAAGCUGGAACUCAGAAGGUUCUCGAGGUGAAGACUCGUCCCACAGCCUGGUUCGAGGGCGAAACUGAGGAUGCGCUCUUCGAAGAAACUUUCUCUUCAUGGACAGAUUCAAAGCCAAAGGGCCCUGAGUCCUUGUCUCUCGACAUUAACUUCCCAAAUCAUGGAACUGUCUAUGGUAUUCCCCAGCAUGCCACGCGCCUUGCUUUACCUUCAACUGCAGGCGAAGACCCCACCUUCUCGGACCCCUAUCGCCUAUACAAUUCCGACGUUUUCGAAUAUCUCGCAUCCUCUCCCGUUUCUCUAUACGGCUCUAUUCCUCUUAUGCACGCUCACUCUGUCGACUCGACGGUCGCCGUGUUCCACGUAGUUGGCUCUGAAACCUGGAUCGACGUCUCUCACGCUUCGGACAAAUCAACCCAAACUCACUGGAUAUCCGAGUCUGGUAUUCUUGAUACUUUCCUCCUUCCAGGACCCACUGCGGAGGACGUCUUCAAGCAAUAUGCGCGUCUUACGGGGGCACCAGUUCUUCCCGCGGCCUGGAGUUUGGGAUAUCAUCAAUGCCGUUGGAACUAUGUCAGCAGUGAUGAUGUUCGUACAGUCCAGAAACGUUUCGAUGAGGAGGAUAUGCCAGUCGAUGUUUUCUGGCUCGAUAUUGAGUAUGCUGAAGAUCACGAGUACUUCAUGUGGAAGGAGAAGAACUUCCCCGACCCUGUUGAGAUGACCAAUGAUGUUGCCGCUAAUGGCAGAAAGAUGGUCGUCAUUGUCGAUCCCCAUCUCAAGAGGGAUGAUAACUACCCUGCAUUCAAACAAGCUUCCGAACUUGGCAUCCUUGUUAAGCCAAAAUCUGGAGAGGGCGAAUAUGAGGGAUGGUGUUGGCCUGGAAGCAGUUCUUGGACAGAUUUCUUCAACCCUGCCUCAUGGGACUGGUGGAAGGGUAUCUUCAAACCCGAAGGCAAUCCAGACAAAUGGACCUGGACUAAGAGCACAACUGACAUUCAUAUCUGGAAUGACAUGAAUGAGCCUUCCGUCUUCAACGGCCCCGAAAUUACGAUGCCAAAGGACAAUAUCCAUUAUGGAGGAUGGGAACACCGUGAUGUCCACAACAUCAACGGUAUGCUCUACUCCAAUUUGACCUACCAAGCAGUGGCAGAACGAACAAACCCUCCAAUGAGGCCCUUCGUCUUGACUCGUGCAUUCUUCGCAGGAUCUCAACGCUUUGGCGCGAUGUGGACUGGAGACAAUCUUGGUACAUGGGAGCACAUGGCCGUUGGGAUAAAGAUGGUGUUGGCUAACGGCCUAGGAGGCCUCAGCUUUGCAGGAUCUGACGUUGGUGGUUUCUUUGGAAACCCUGAGCCGGAGAUGCUAGUUAGGUGGUAUCAAGUUGGCGCGUUUGCUCCGUUCUUCAGAGCUCACGCCCACAUCGACACUAAGCGUCGCGAACCGUUCCUGUUGGAUGAGCCUUACAAGUCGAUUGUCAAGGAUAUUCUACGCCUUCGUUACACCUUGCUGCCUGUGUGGUACACCGCGUUCCGCGAGACAACCGUUACUGGAAUGCCAAUCUUGAGGCCUCAGUUCAUUAUGUUCCCUAAGGAUAAGGCUGGCUUCGACAUUGACGACCAAUAUUAUAUUGGAUCAACUGGAUUACUUGUCAAACCUGUCACAGAAAAGGGAGCCACAGAGGCGAAGGUCUACCUCGCUGAGGAUGAAGUAUACUAUGACUACCUUACCAAUCAAGCUUACCGCGGCGCCGCCAAAGGAAAGGAAAUCACCGUCCCUGCUGCCCUCCACCAGUUGCCCCUCUUCCUGCGCGGCGGUUCCAUUCUCGCCACGCGCGAACGCCCAAGGCGGGCCUCAUCGCUCAUGAAGCGUGAUCCAUUCACCCUCAAGAUUGCACUGAGCAAAUCUGGCAGCGCGCGCGGCGAACUCUACCUCGACGAUGGCGAGUCGUACAACCACAUGCAGGGCGACCUCAUCUGGCGAGAGUUCUCAGCGAAGGAGCACGGCAAGCACGGGCUGCGCAUCUCAAGCGCGGAUCUUGCUGCUGCGAAGCCAGACGAAGCGGUUGACGGCGUUGCGCUCAAGACCUAUAAUCCGGCAAACGAGUUUGUGAAGAGUGUUGCAGAUGUCCGUGUGGAGAAAAUAGUGGUGUUGGGCCUGCGCAGUAAGCCGCGCAGCGUUAAAGUGCAGGGCGGCGGUGAGCUUGUGUAUGAGUAUACCCCUGGUGUUGCCGCCAGCGACAAGAAGGGUGGAAGCCCUAGUGUCUUGGAGAUCAAAGAUCCUAGAGUUUUGAUCAAAGAGGAUUGGAGCAUUGUAAUCGAUUAA